AUGACUGAUUGGGUAAUUCAACUUUCAUGUCAUCACGUUUUACAUGAAAUUGAAAAUUCUUUGACCUUUAACGUUGUUAGGAAAAUUGAAAACAAUGACGAGACAUUGAAAUUCUUUAAGUCAUUUUUCUCUCAAGAAGAAUCACAAAAAAAUAAUUGUGAAUUAUUAAAAGCUUUUGUGUCCAUAAAGGUGAAAGAAGACAUGAAAAAGAAAGAGAAAAAUGCUCGUAAAUAUGUUUGUCACAAUGCUUUGAUUACUUCUGAAAUGACAAACUUCCGAAUAGAUGAAGACAGCGAAAAGAAAUCUCAGAUGUUCUUUUCACCUCCCAACUCACUUUCCCCUACAUCACCUUUAAUAAACGAAAUCGAAACAAAAGAUUUAAUUUGUGUUGAAAUCAGAGGAAUUUUAUUACCUAGUGAAGAUAAUGAAGAUAAAAAUUUGUGA
This is a messenger RNA of Clunio marinus, 444 nucleotides long. NCBI's taxonomy places the organism in Eukaryota, Metazoa, Arthropoda, Insecta, Diptera, Chironomidae. The record is from the annotation of a GenBank genome assembly.